AUGUCCAACACAAGUCCACUAGAACCUUGCCCUCCUGAUGGUACGGCUGCCACGACCACAAACGCCCCUUUCCUCCUCCUCGAGCCCUCGCACGAUUCGCAUCUCUCCAAGCAAAUCGAGCCAGAGACCGAACAGCAACUAUCGCGUUCCUCCAAAGACACCACCACCACAGAGCAAGAAAGCAUCAACCAGCUUUUCGACCAUCAUCUCCCUCCCAGGCCCCAGCUGCUCGAGCUGACCGAACAAGCAAAGCGAGAGUCACGCAUCUCGAUCCCGGCUUCACACGAUCGCAUCGCCCCUAUCUCGAGCCAUUCAGAAUCUCGUCAGUCCAUCUACUUGGCAGACGAGGACAUUCAACUUGAUCUCCGCUUCUACCGACGGCAGCUCUUUCUGAUGCUCCUCUGGUACUUGCUCUGCAUCCUCACCGCCGGUAUUCUCUUUAUUGCCGACAACUGGGCCAACAACAAGUUCUGGAUUCGUUUCAACACUACACCCACCUCGCUCAACCAGACCAACGCCGACAACAAGGACAAGUUGAUCCGCAUCAAGAGCAAGCAUGCAGAGGUCGACAUUUUGCCUCUUAAGCGAGUCACCUUUCCUUCGCCCAUCCCCUUCCUCCACGUAUUUCCUCCCACUCUACCCCAGCCGUACUCCUCUCCACAAGACGCCGCUGCUAGACUCAACGAUCAUCUGUCGUCUACAUCUCAACAGUACCAACACCCACAUUCACUCAGCUACGUUGACCUUGUCGAAUAUAGAGCCACCACCUUGCUCCUCCAUCCCGUAUCCGGCAAAUUCUUCCUUCUUGCCAGGUGGAAUGAUCCUGCAUGGAGUACAGCCCUAGGUUCGGAUACCGUCGCCCCCGAAUACAGCCUUUCUUCAACAGGCCUUGAUGUCCAGACCGUGCGCGACAGGCAGGCGCUCUUCGGCGACAACCAGGUGACUGUCAAAGGCAAGUCGGUCGUCGACCUCUUGAUCCAAGAAGUCCUCCACCCCUUUUACAUCUUCCAGAUCUAUUCAAUCGUUCUGUGGUGCAACGACGAAUACGUACCUUACGCCAUUGUCAUUGCUGUUGUCUCGGUGAUUGGCAUUGUUGCCACCACUGUCACUACCAAAGCCGCCAUCGAGAAGCUCAAAAAGAUGAGCCGCUUCAGCUGCGACCUUUCUGUGCUUCGACCCACUUUAGCAACCACUACAGAUCGACUCGACGAAAAGAGCGCCGUGAUGGAUGCGGCGUGUCUUGAAAAGAAGCAAUCGGAUAUAGCAUCCAACUCGAUUACAUCCGCAUCGACCUAUACCAUUCUCAAUAGCGAAGCGCUCGUCCCUGGUGACAUUGUGGACCUCGGUGCCAUCUACACAUCUCACAAGGACGCAUCCAACUAUGGGCAUCGACUCAUUGAGACGCUUCCCUGCGAUCUAGUGUUGCUCGAAGGCGAUUGCAUCGUCAACGAGUCCAUGAUGACCGGAGAGUCGGUGCCCGUGGUCAAGGCUCCCAUCUCGAAAGCCGACCUGGGUGGCGUCCUUGCGGCUGGAAAAGACGUUUCUUGUCUCGAUAAGCACAUCCUCUACUCUGGUACCAAACUCGUCCGCGUGCGACCCGGCAGCAGUGCCGCAUACACCACGCGCGCUCUCGUCAUCCGAACCGGCUUCUCCACCGCCAAAGGCUCGCUCGUCCGACAGAUGCUCUUCCCACGCCCCAUCAAUCACAAGUUCUACCGCGACGCGUUCCUGUUCAUCGGUAAUCUCUUCGUCAUCGCCAUCAUCGGCAUGAUUGCCACCAUCAUUUACUUCAAGAUCAUCGGCGUCAGCAGCCAAGAGAUUGCGCUCCGCUCGCUCGACGUUCUGACCAUCGCUGUUCCCCCGGCUCUGCCCGCAACGCUUUCGAUCUGUAUCACAUUCUCCAUUGCACGCCUCAAACGACGUCAGAUCUUCUGUCUCAGUCCUCAGAGAAUCAAUGUUGCGGGCAUGGUCAACAUGUUUGUCUUUGACAAGACCGGCACCUUGACCGAAGAAGGCCUCGAUGUGAUGGGCGUUCGCAUGGUCAAGCAUGGCAAGUUUACAGAGCUCAUUCAGCAACAAGCGUGCGCCGAGAUGGAGGACCCGGCCGAGAUCGGAUUGGUCGAGGCCAUGGCAACAGCUCACGAUCUAAAUUUGCUCGAUGGACAGCCGAUCGGCGAGCCUUUGGAAGUAAAAAUGCUCGAAUGGACAGGGCGAACGCUGCAAGAUGAAGCCUCUCUCGCGCCUGUAUACCUUACAAAAGAAGCAGCGCUGGGCGCAGCGCAUGGCGCAGCGCUUGAUGUCGAUUCGCGCCGUCCACUGACAAAUGACGGCACGCUCGCCCGAGUGCCCGUCAUCCUCGCCAAUCCAAGAUGCCCAUCGGUGGCGGUAAUUCGCACGUUUGAAUUCAGCGCAUCUCUGCGCAGAAUGAGUGUCGUCGUCAAACGCCACAACUCGCUCUCGGCGCAGGUCUACUGCAAGGGUGCUCCCGAGUCGAUUUGCUGCCUCUGUGAGCCGGCAUCGCUUCCUAGCGAUUACAAUUACGUACUCGACCGUUGCACUCGAGCCGGAUUCCGAGUGCUCGCCGUAGCAGCCAAAUCCAUCGACGCUCUUGGCUGGGCCGGCGCGCAACGCCUCACUCGAUCCGAAACCGAAUCCUCACUCGAGUUCCUGGGCCUCAUCAUUUUUGAAAACAAGCUCAAGGCCGCCACUACGGCCUCGAUCGCAACGAUCAGAGACGAUGCUCGGCUGCCCAUCAAAAUGUGCACAGGCGACUCGGUUCUAACUGCGAUUUCCGUGGCCAGGGAGUGUGGGAUCCUGGCGACAAAUUCGGAAGUGUUCACGCCGAGGUUGAGCGGAAAAGGUGGCAAGCAGAUCGAGUGGAUCAGUGUCGAGGAUAAGACGCGUACCUUGGACGCGUAUACGCUCGAUGCUCCGGAUGCCAAGCUCAAGCAGAUCGAUCUCGCCGUAUCCGGGGAGCUUCUGCGCGCGCUGCUCGAGGCGUGUUCGGCCGAGACAAUGGCACGCGUCUUGGUGCACUGCAAGGUGUUUGGCCGUUUCUCACCAGAGCAGAAGCAAGAGCUGGUGGAGCGGCUGCAGACGCUGGGAUACGUGGUCGCCAUGACGGGCGACGGAGCUAACGAUUGUGGUGCGUUGAAAUCAGCCGACGUGGGCUUGUCGCUGUCCGAAGCGGAAGCCUCGGUAGCGGCGCCCUUCACGUCCAAGAUCAAGGACAUCUCUGCUAUUACGCAUCUGAUGCGCGAAGGGCGGUCCACGUUGACGGUGAGCUUCGCCAUGUUUCUGUUUAUGAGCGUCUACUCUCUCUCUGAGUACUUUACCGUUCUUUUGCUGUACGGAAAAGCGACGUCGCUGGAUAACGCAGAGUACCUGUUCAUCGACGUCUUCUGCAUUCUACCGGUUGCGGUCGGAUUGGCGAAUUCGCGUCCUGCCAAGAAGCUGUUUCGGAUUGCACCGGAGAUGCGACUUUCGUCGGCCAAGCCUAUUGUGUCGAUGCUGGCGCAGGUGAUUCUUGGAUACAUUGCUCAGACGGUGGUGUACGUAGUGCUUCACAGCAAGACGUGGUAUGAAGCGCCCGAGUUCGAUCCGGAAGAUCUCACGUUGAACGAUAUGGACAAUACGGCUCUGUUCCGAACGUCGAUAUUUACCUACAUUAUCGCUGGCUUCGCUUUUAGCAUCGGUCCUCCACACAGGCAGUGGCUCGUGUUCAACUGGAUCCUAGCUCCCACCCUGAUCGUGCUGGCGGUAUUUGCGUUCUACUUCCUCUUCUUGACCAGCGGUCCGUUCUUCACUCUGUUCGGCUUUGUCGAUAUGCCAACACACUUCAGCUGGCUCAUCUUUGGCGUCGUCAUCGCGCAGCUCGUCGUAGCUAUGCUCUUUGAAUUCUGCGGCGUCGCCAUCGUCGCACGUGGCGUAUCUUGGCUGUUCACCCGCCUAACAAGUGUCUUUGGUACCCAACAUCAUCCGGCGUACAAGGCGGUAGAGAACGCCAUCUACUCGUGA
Mycosarcoma maydis (corn smut) is the source of this 4017-nucleotide messenger RNA. RefSeq lists its product as uncharacterized. Gene Ontology annotation, biological process: intracellular calcium ion homeostasis. Gene Ontology annotation, cellular component: membrane. The transcript has a single exon. The record is from RefSeq and is a predicted model, not a curated record. Gene Ontology annotation, molecular function: ATP hydrolysis activity; ATP binding; P-type transmembrane transporter activity. NCBI's taxonomy places the organism in Eukaryota, Fungi, Basidiomycota, Ustilaginomycetes, Ustilaginales. The coding region runs from base 1 to 4017 and encodes 1338 amino acids.